This is a messenger RNA of Salarias fasciatus (jewelled blenny), 2015 nucleotides long. RefSeq names its product F-box protein 25 (gene fbxo25). Gene Ontology annotation, cellular component: cytoplasm; SCF ubiquitin ligase complex; nucleus. Gene Ontology annotation, molecular function: protein binding. Lineage: Eukaryota; Metazoa; Chordata; Actinopteri; Blenniiformes; Blenniidae. Gene Ontology annotation, biological process: protein ubiquitination. The record is from RefSeq and is a predicted model, not a curated record. Bases 152 to 1252 code for a protein of 366 amino acids. The transcript has 11 exons.
CGACUAACGGAGGAGACGAGAAGCAGAGACAGAGACAGAAGACACAACAAAGAGGGUUUUCUUUUUUCCUCUUUUAGAAAACCAAUUGCUGGUUGACCCUACAAGUGUCUGGUGUGGCAGUGACUCUCUUUGUCAACACACUCCAGUUAAAAUGCCUUUCUUGGGCAAAGACUGGAGGUCACCAGGAUGGAGCUGGACAAAGACGGAACACGGUUGGAAGAGAAUUGUCUUCUUUGGAAAUGAGUUGGAGGACAGCAACACAGAGAUAAAUCUGACAGCGCUCUGCAGCGAUGACAAUGAAAGCCUGUUUGUUGGGGAUGUGUGCGAGCUCGCCACCACAAAGAGGAAAAAGGACUUCUACAACAAUAACACCAAAUCCCAGUUCGUUUUCAGGGAUAAGUGGAUUUAUGUGCAGAAAGGGAGCACAAAAGAACGACAUGGAUACUGCACACUUGGUGAAGCUCUGAACAGAUUAGACUUUUCCAGUGCCAUUCAGGACCUGAGACGGUUCAACUACGUUGCAAAACUUUUUCAGCUAAUAGCCAGAUCUCAGCUGACCUCUUUAAGUGGUGCUGCACAGAAAAACUACUUCAACAUCUUAGAGAAGAUUGUGCGAAAGGUCUUGGAGGAUUACUACAACCCUCGCCUCGUCAAGGAGCUCCUGCAGGACCUGAGUUCAACGCUCCACAGUCUGACCAUCCACGUCGGAAGGUGUGUGCUCGUGGGCAACGUCAACAUCUGGAUGUGCCGCCUCGAAACCAUCGUCAGGUGGCAGGAGGAGCUCAACAACAUGCAGAUUCCCAAGCAAAUGUGCACUGGGAUGACGUUAAGCGACUUGCCACUGCACAUGCAGAAUAAGAUCCUCUACAAGUUAUCUGAUGCCUGCGAUAUCAUUAACCUGGGACAGGCCACGCCUACGCUGCACAGCCUCAGUGAGAACAAGACGCUGUGGAAGAAGCUCUGUCACUUCCAUUUCUCCGACAGCAGACCGUUCUGUAGGAAUCUGGUCUUACCCAAGAGUGACAAUGUGGACUGGAAGCUGAUGUAUUUCACCCUGCAGAAGCACUACCCCAUGAAGGAGCAGUACGGUGACACCUUGCACUUCUGCAAACACUGCAGCAUCCUCUUCUGGAAGGAUCGCCAUCUGGCUUUGUUAUUCAAGGACUUUGGUCACCCCUGCACAGCCAACGACCCGGACAGCUGUCUGAUGCCCAUUUCUCCGCAGCACUUUAUCGACCUCUUCCGGUUCUGAUCUCCUCCCGCUGCCUGUCAGCCCCAGACGUCCGGAGUUUACCUUCGCUCACAGUCGAGAGCGUGUCCGAAACCUUGAUGUUGUUUACCCAAAUACAAAGGGCUUCGACUGAAACGACUGGUGAUGUCUUUACCUCUUUUACGCACAACUCUUUUUUCAUGAGACGUCGGAAAGUUUUAAUGCGUAUGUUUUGCUGGCUUUAGGAAUGUUGGUAAAAUACAGGAGGAGCUUUUCUCUUUUUUUUUCUGCACAAAACUUUGUCUUCAUGAGGGAAGAAGUUACUCCUCGCAGAGGGAUAUUUAAAAAACUUAUGUAAAAUGAAAUGAGUAUUAUUAAAGGAUUUAUAUGUGAAACAAGUUGCAGCAUGUUUAUGGUAAGUCAGUGAUGAUAGGUCAUGUACAGUGUGUGUGCGUGUGCGCGCGCGUGUCUUUUUUUUUAAUGAGGUUUCACACCCUGACUUGAGUUCAUCGUGUAUUUGAUGGAGUUAACGGCUUUUCGCUGUUUGUUAAUAACUGCAUGUCGUCGUCGGAUCCCGGUCGCCUCUGUUUUUCAUGCUCGGCGUCGUCUUUUGUGAAAGUGUCUUCACUAAAAUAAGUUUUUCUACUUUCGUCAAAACUGUCAUCUGGCAGAAGAAAUGUAAAGUAUUAUUUAUGAAACUAAAAAAAAAAAAAAAAAAGAAAGAAAUAACAACAAACUUUUGUAUCCCUCUCCCAACUUUUGCAAUAUUCCUUUAUCAAUUAAAUACUCAUUCAUGGUACUUUCA